UCCUCUAUCACUUGCGCUGUUUGGUUGUGGCCGUUUACUUGGACCAUGGACCCUGCUGCCUUACUUGACCCGCGAGGUGCGCGCAGACGAGCCCAAAAACAGCAAAACUCGCUGCCCGUUCCCACCACUGCACAACAACUGCCAUCGCAACCUCGGCAGCAAUAUGCGUUUGAUCCACGUGCUCUUCUAAACCCCAAGCGACCCGCGGGAGCACACGCAGAUCGCGGCCGCGAAGAUGCAACUGAACACGGCAGCGGCCAGUUCAACCUCGUGGAGCGAAUUCACAAUGUCGCCGAGCGCACUGCAUCUCCGGCCAAACGCCCUCGGGUUGAUGACCCCAACGAGCAGAACAAGAAAAUCCAGAUUCGGAACGGAGGGAGUGGCGGCGCUCUUGAUCUAACACAGAAGCAAGGUUCCAGCAAUGUUUCUGCUUCGGGCCCAGCUGCCGCCAUCGAUCUUACGAUGAGUGACGAUGAAGACAAUGAGGUACAAGUAGUGCAAGACAACUCUAACCAAGUGAUUUGCAUCGGAUGCCCUAAGAAUCUGUACGUUCAAACUCAUGUUGUCCCUUACCCGGACCCGAAGAAGUAUUCGGGAAACACCGGUCAUCGUGGUCGUAUCAAAGUCAGUCUCCGCCAAGCUGCUGCGGUUGGUCUAGCAACAGACAACGUGAUCAUGGUCGUGGAUCCUACCAAUCGAGAAUUCGGUAGAAUAGAUCGCAUCUCUGCAAAAUGGCUUGCGCCUCUCAUCAACAGCGCUAGGAGCACCGGGCUCAAAUGGAUGGUGUGGACUACACCCCGGAAUAGGAACCAGGACGAUGGCCUCCCAGGAUCUCCUAGCAGCGCGUUGAUCGGCUUGACCAUGCAGUUGUACUGCCCUCGCAAAGUUGCCCAGGACAUUGGCAGGAACUUUGUGCAUUAUAAGGUAGCUCUCGUUCCGCCUUCGUUCGACAAAGACUCAUAUGACUACUACAACCCUAUUACUCAUGAACAUGUGCCGGCGGAUACUGGUCACGUCGGCUUUCAAACACAUGCAUACCAUGCACACCAAGCAUCAGCGGCUGGCAGCGGUAACUAUGUCAUGCGAUCUGUCGAAGAGAUUCGCAACGACGUCCAGGAUGUCUUCGAUAAAAUGAUUAAUAGCGAGAACAUCGAAGUACGCAAGGCCUCACCAAUGAUAGCGACCAAGCUUUAUAAGCACCAGGAGCAGGCAUUGGGAUUCAUGUGGAACAAAGAGCAGGAUUUCCAAGACGAUGAUGGUGAACGGGAAGGUUCCCUGUGGAAAAUGAAAUACAAGAGAACGGGAGAGAAAUACUACUUCCAUGUCAUCACCGGCGAGGAGAUUAACCACAAACCUCAUGUCUGCCGUGGCGGCAUUCUAGCUGAUGAGAUGGGUCUCGGCAAAACGCUGAGCAUUCUCUCGUUGGUUGCUGAUACCGACUCUUUGGCCGCCGCCAAGGCGUUCUCUAAAAAGGCUCCCCCGCCUCGUUCUGGCAUUGCAAACAUUGUGAACAGCCGCGCUACACUGCUUGUGUGUCCUUUGAGCACCAUGUACAACUGGAAGGAUCAACUGGAGAAACAUUUCCCUGUGGGCAAGAGCUUGAAGUGGACCAACUAUCAUGGAAAAAAUCGCAUGCAGCUCAGUCCCCACCAACUCGCUGAUCACGAUGUGAUCAUUACCACUUAUAACAUGUUGCAAUCGGACUAUCAAGAAAAGAAGGCACCGCUGGCAUAUGUUCACUGGUUUAGGAUUGUUCUCGAUGAGGCACACGCCAUUCGCAAUACAAGCACUAAGCAGUCCAUUGCGGCUUGUAAUCUGGCCGCGGAGCGGAGGUGGGCUGUGACUGGCACUCCGGUACAAAAUCGCCUUGAGGAUCUCGGCGCGCUGUUUCGGUUUCUGAGACUUCGCCCUUUCGAUACGGGCCCGGGUUUCAACCAGCAGAUAAUCACGCCAUUCAAGAACGCCGACGUCGAGAUCGUGUCUAAGCUUCAACUUUUGGUAGGCUCCGUCACUCUGCGCCGCGUCAAGAAGAACGUCUUGGAGGUGGAGAUCCCAGCUCGGAAAGACUCUGUUGUUCGGCUCAAGUUCUCUCCCGAUGAGAAGCGGUUGCAUGACUGGUUUGAGUCGGAUUCCGCACGCAAGGUCAAUGCUGUGACGUCAGGAGAGAAGCUGGGCGGUAACUCGUAUGCCCGCAUUCUCACUGCCAUCACCAACCUCCGUCUUAUUUGUGCACAUGGCCGAGACUUGUUGAAUGAAGAAGCUCUGAAACUCACUGAUGGUAUGAGCUAUGACAACCCCAUUGGUAUCGACGAAGAGGGCGAGAUUGAUAUGCACCCCGAAUUGAAUCGUUCCAAGGCGUAUGACAUGCUCGAGCUGCUGGAAUCCACCGGUGGAGCUACUUGUCAGUAUUGCGCAGAGAGCAUUGUCGAUGGCUCUGAUGAUGACGAGGAAGAAGGAGGCCAUCAGGUGAUGGGUUGGAUGACCCCGUGUUACCAGGUCGUGUGCAUAAAGCAUGGAAAGAAGCUCGUGGAUGACUUGUAUAAGCGGCAACCGAACCCUGACGUUGCUUACUGUCCAUUCUGCGACGCACCUAUCCGACCGGUACCGUACAAACUUGUGCGUGGCGAUUACGAGAACUAUCUCGAAGAGCGCGACCGCAAUCGGAAGAACCCUAAAAUGGCUAGGAAAAUGGGCGGGUACACUGGACCAUCCACCAAAACCAAGGCCUUGCUGGAAGAUCUGACUAUGCACAAAGCAUGGAGCACUGCUAAUCCUGAUGAGCCACCUAUCAAGAGCGUCGUCUUCUCCUCAUGGACCACUCACCUUGACCUCAUCCAACUCGCGCUCGACAACCACGGCUUCAAAUACGUCCGCCUCGACGGCCGCAUGUCGCGCGAAGCCCGCAACCGCUCCCUCACGAACUUUGACUACGACGACUCCGUCCACAUCAUCCUCGUGUCCAUUGGCGCCGGCGGUCUAGGCCUCAACCUCACAAAAGCCAACAAAGCGUUCGUCAUGGAGCCGCAGUUCAACCCAGCCGCCGAAGCGCAGGCUGUAGAUCGUGUUCACCGUCUCGGUCAGACGCGCGAGGUCGAGAUUAAGCGCUUCAUCAUGGACGGCAGCUUCGAAGAGAAGAUGCUCGACUUGCAGCGCAAGAAGAUGGCCCUUGCGGAUCUUACUAUGACCCGUGAGAAAGGCACGAAGGAGCAGGCGGCUAAGCAGCGUCUAGCUGAUCUGAGGAGCUUGUUUAAGUAA
Messenger RNA from Periconia digitata, 3255 nucleotides. The record is from the annotation of a GenBank genome assembly. NCBI's taxonomy places the organism in Eukaryota, Fungi, Ascomycota, Dothideomycetes, Pleosporales, Periconiaceae.